Topomyia yanbarensis is the source of this 1938-nucleotide messenger RNA. Its product is annotated as glucose dehydrogenase [FAD, quinone]-like. The record is from RefSeq and is a predicted model, not a curated record. Gene Ontology annotation, molecular function: flavin adenine dinucleotide binding; ecdysone oxidase activity. Bases 171 to 1895 code for a protein of 574 amino acids. Lineage: Eukaryota; Metazoa; Arthropoda; Insecta; Diptera; Culicidae. The transcript has a single exon.
GUCGAUAUACGAAUGAGACAUACAUAAAUAAAUCAAACAAAAACAAUGUUCAUUCAUAAAUUAAUAUCAGCUGAUUUGCUGAUUCUGUGUCCUCCAGUACCCGGCGAGUGCAUAAUGAUUUAAAAAUAUAUAUACUGACAAUGGUUCAAAAUUAAAUUAAAAAAUCCAACAUGAUUCAUCUGAAUUUCUCCAUCUGGAUUAGCUAUGUUUUCUAUUUGUUCGGAACGACAAUACUGUGCAUCAUACUAAAUGGUUCCUACUAUUUUUACGGGUGGUAUUAUUCCAACACACCUUCAAAGCGCCAAUAUGACUACAUCAUUGUAGGAACCGGUACAGCAGGUUCCAUUAUCGCCGCAAAAAUUCCGUCCAAGGAUGUGCUCAUCGUGGAAGCAGGUUCAAUGCGAUCUGGUUUGCUGGAUGUGCCAUUGCUGCAACCGCUGUUGCAAGGAACACGCUACGAUUGGCAGUACCGUACGGAGCCACAAAAGGAUGCCUGUGGAGCGCUGGUCGAAAAUCGCAGCGCUUGGCCAAUGGGUAAGGUCUUCGGUGGAACACACAUGCUUAACAAUAUGAUACAUUACAGAGCAGAGAUAAAAGAUUUUAUUGGGUGGUUCGAUCGCGAAGAUGAAUUACAAUCGUUUCUAGAAUACUUUGAACGAUGGGGAGACGAUGCGAUGAUUCCAAUGGAACAGACACAAUUUGAAACCGAUUUAAGCACUGCUUUUAUAAAAGCUGCAGAUCAAGCAGGACUUAAUGAAAGUCUUUUCUAUAGACCAAACGUAACCACGAAAGGAGGGAGACGUUCAACUGCAAGCCAUCACAACUGGCAAAAUUUGCAGCUAGGACAUGAACUCAUCUUGAAUGCUGAGGUGACUAAAAUCAUCGUUCAGAAUAGCAAAGGAACCGGGCUUGUAAUUAACAAAGCUGGGCAAACAUACGAAAUAAGUGCUGUGAAAGGGAUUAUUCUGGCUGCUGGAACAAUUGGUAGCUCUAAAAUUCUUCUGCAGAGUGGAAUUGGACCCAAAUUGCAUCUAAUAGCAGCAGGUAUUCAGCCGAUUGUGGACCUUCCGGUGGGUGAAAAUCUCCAAGAUCAUAUCACUACUGGCAUGGAUUUAGUACUUCUGUCGAAACGAAUGCCCAUGCAACCAAUGGACCUAAUACAUCCUUCAAACAUAUGGAAAUACCUCACAAACAGAGGAAUGAAUUCGUCUUUAUCUUUCGGAGGAUGUGAAUGUCUUGGGUUUGUAAAUUUAGAUUCUAGUUUUACUCAUAACCUAGGAUUUAUGGUGCUCCCAGUGGGAAUUACAAUUGAUACAGGAUUGCAUCUGCGGAAUUUGAUCAAUCUACGUGAGGACAUUUGGCAGCACUAUUUUGAACCAUUGGUGAACCAGGGCCAGCAAUCCGUUACUAUCCUUCCUAUUCUACUUCAUCCGCAGAGUAGGGGACAUGUUCGAAUAAAGAACAAUAAUCCACAUUCCAAUCUUAUUAUUGAACCAAACUAUCUUCGAGAGAAGCAAGAUAUUCAUCUUCUAACGACGGGUCUAAAAAUACUUCAGCACAUACUAAGCCAACCAGCCAUGCGAGAUUUAGGGGCGGAGAUUAAUCCAAAACCAUUUCCAGGAUGUGAAAACAUUCAGUUCGGAAGCGAUUCGUACUGGGAGUGCUACAUAAGGUCUUUGACGCUAACCCUGUACCAUCCUGUUGGUACUUGUCGAAUGGGAGCUGACCAUGACCCGGAAGCAGUUGUCUCUAACAAGGAUUUCAAAGUGCACAAAUUAGACAAUGUUUACGUCGUUGAUGGAUCUGUGAUGCCUAAUUUACCCAGUGGGAAUCCUAAUUCUGUGGUUGCAGCCCUGGCAAAUUAUUUUUUGAAGGUAAAUUUUUUUAAUAGAUGAAACAUUUUAUUGUUGAAUAAAUGUUGAAUGCAAUAACCAUAAA